AUGUCAGAUGGAGACUGUGUGUGGUUAGACGAUGAAGGCGUGUACGUGUGUGAAGCUGAGAACCCGUUCGGAACCAUCAGAACUGAAAUCACAAUCACAGUCACCGGACUCGAGCCUCCUCUAUUGGCUCAGGUGGCUGCAGUGAUCACCACCCUGAUUGGUCAGUCCCUCACUGUUCCCUGCAUGCUAUUGGACGGUGUGCCUCUUCCUGACAGAGUCUGGACACACAACGGAAAACAGGUUGACUUCAGCAGUCGUGUGUAUCUCCGUAGCGACGGCAGUCUGCACGUGGAGAAGGCCGCCCCCGAGGAUUCUGGGAUAUAUGUGUGCACCGCCAUCAACGUAGCGGGCUCUGCUAACAUUAGCACUAGCCUGGAGGUGCACGUUCCUCCUGAGAUCUCUGCUGGUCCCCUCCACUACCAGGCUAAUGAAGACUCCCCCAUCUCCCUCUCCUGCCCAGCUACUGGGGUACCCAGACCUACUGUCACAUGGAGCAAGGGCCGUGUGUCUGCCCCCCACGCCCCCCCUCUGCACUGGGACAGUGAGGGAUCUCUCCACCUGCCCAGCCCCCGACCGGAGGACGCCGGAGUGUAUGUGUGUACGGCCUCCAGCCCCGCCGGGUACACCAGCAGAGAGGUGCAGCUCACAGUCAACACGCGUCCUAAGCUCGUUGGUGUUGAGGAGUCUUCUGUUCCCGUCAAGAUGGCCGCGGAGGCGGGGUCGGAUAUCAUCCUGCCCUGUGAUGUCACCGGAAGCCCCGCCCCCCAGGUCACAUGGUCACGCAACGGACACCCCAUACCACCUGUUACAGCAUGGUUUUCAGUGUUGCCAUCCGGUUCUCUGAAGAUUUCGGACGUGCGUUUGAUUGACAGCAAACAGUACACCUGCUCAGCUGCCAACCCUGCCGGGAACGUGUCGCUAACAUACACUCUACAGGUCACAGCUAAGCCGCGUAUCCAGGCGGGUCCGUCUCGUCUGAAGGCUCUGAUUGGCCAGUCGGUGGCGUUGCCGUGUGUUGCCACAGGAGAGCCCCGCCCCCAGGUCACAUGGUACCAUGACGACCGUCCCCUAGGCAACCAGAACACACACACCAUCGCCGCAGUGACGCACGCGCACGCCGGAACAUACCGGUGCACCGCGCGGAACACGGCGGGAGAGGAGUCCAUACACACCACACUGGAGGUCUUAGAGGCGCCCCACUUUGAGGAGAAUGGAGAGGUCAUCAUUGAGAAGGUCGCCCACAGUCAAGUCACCAUCCCCUGCCCUGCACGAGGGUCUCCGCAGCCGAAGGUGCGCUGGUUUAAGAACGGCCUGGAGGUCUCUAUCAGCCAAUCACAUCGCCCGGAGCAGCUCUCUCCCACCCAAUCAGAAGGCCUCCUCAGCAGGACCCCAGACGGCUCGCUCCUGAUUGGUUCCCUGUCAGCCAGUCACAGCGGAGACUACAAGUGUGUGGCCACCAAUGAGGCGGGCUCUGUGGAGAGGAAGACCCGCCUCAAAGUCAUCGUUCCUCCAGAGAUCCAGGACGAUGGGCAGCCGUUGAACCUGACCGUGACCCAGAAACAGCCCCUGACUCUGGGCUGCGACGCCACCGGCCUCCCCUCCCCCUCCAUCACCUGGACCAAGGACGGACGGCCAGUGGUGGAGACCCCAGGUGUGUAUGUCCAGAACGGUAACCGCCUGCUCCGGAUCUACCGCGUGCAACCGGGACACUCCGGAACGUUCUCAUGCAGCGCACAGAACCCCGCGGGACACACACACCGACACUACCACAUCGACGUGCAAGCUCCUCCUGUCAUCUCAGGGUCUGGUGGUGUUCAGGACGUCAUGGCAGUUAUCGACCAGCAGGUGGAGAUGGAGUGCAGAGUCAGCGGGAAACCUCUUCCUACAAUAGAGUGGACACGUGACGGAGAGGUGUUGUCUGCGAGUGGCGACCCCCACGUGAGGCUCCUUCAGCAGGGGCAGGUGCUGCGCAUCAGGUCCUCUCUCCUCAGGGACCAGGGACUCUACUCAUGCACCGCAACCAACAACGCAGGCACACACACACGCCGAUACAGGCUCACCAUACAGGCCCCCCCCUCCAUCCAAGGUUCGGGGCCCCCCCGAGAGGUGUCUGUAGUGUUGGGUUUCCCGGUGGUGCUCAGGUGCGAUGCGGAGGGAUCCCCUCCCCCCUCCAUCACCUGGCUCAGGGGCGGGGCUCCACUCGUCUCAGGCCCGAGGCAUACCUACCUCCACGGGGGUCGUGAGCUCCACCUGGUGUCCGUGAGUGGUAAUGACGCCGACACAUACAGCUGCAGAGCGACCAACGCAGCGGGCAACGCACAGCAGCAAUAUACACUCAGCGUACUGGUCCCUCCACAGAUAGAGGUUGCUGAGUCUUCAGUGAUUUCCGGGCGUCGUGAAGAGAAGGUUCGAAUCAACGGAACCCUGAUGCUCUCCUGCCUGGCCAAAGCUUUCCCUGAACCCACAACACAGUGGUUUAAAGACGGACAGCUGGUAAAGGCGUCUUCUCUUCCUGGUCUGAGUGCCGAGGGUCACCUGUUAUAUCUGCGUAACGCCUCUCUUGGCCACCAGGGGCAGUACACCUGUGUAGUCACCAACACGGCCGGAGAGGACAAGAGGGACUUCCACAUCACUGUACAGGUGCCCCCUAUCGUGCAGCGUGUGAGUGGAGGUGUGAGUGUGCUGGGCUGGGGUCUGGGUGGCGGUGAUGGCGGUGAGGAUGAUGAUGGUGGUCGUGAUGGUGAUGAUGGUGGUCGUCAUGGUGAUGAAGAUGGUGGUUAUGUGGAGCGCAUGGAGGUGGUGCUGGGUCAUCCCGUCUCCCUCGCCUGCCAGAGCAACGCCAUCCCCCCCCCACACACACACUGGUACCGACACGGGCAGGAGAUCACGAGCACGCCCGCAGCAGUGCUGUUACCAGGUGGCCAGGUGCUGCAGAUUCCGCGUGUGCAGCUAGAGGAUUCUGGGAAGUACACGUGCGAGGCCGUCAACGAGGCCGGCCAGGACACCAUGACCUUUGACCUGGAAGUACUCGUUGCCCCGGCGAUCUCCAGCCAAUCAGAGGAGUUCAUGGAAGAGGUGAGCGCGGUGGUGAACAGCUCGGUGGUGCUACGCUGCGACGCUACCGGCAACCCCCCGCCCACGCUGUCAUGGUUACGGGACGGGCGCCCGCUAUUCGGAGGACACGACCACCACAUACUGGAGGACGGGGCAGCACUGGAGUUGACGCGUGUGCAGGUGUCGGACAUGGCUGGGUAUCUGUGUGUGGCAGAGAACAAAGUGGGAGCCGUGGAGAAGCUCUUCAGUCUCUCAGUACAGGUUCCGCCAAAGAUGAUUGGCUCGUCCGAGGAGGAAGUGAGUGUGGUGGAGGGUCACAUGGCUUCGUUGCUAUGCGACGUCCAAUCAUAUCCCACCCCCGACAUCACAUGGACACGAGACGGGCAGCUGCUGCAGUUUAACACUGGAAUGCACAUACUGCCAGGUGGUCAGAUGCUUCAGAUCCCGCGUGUGCGUCAGGAGGAUUCUGGUCAGUACGUUUGCACGGCGACCAACUCAGCAGGACAAGACCAGAAGAGCAUACUACUCAACGUCUAUGUCUUGCCGUCGCUGGUUCCGCGUGCGGAGCAUGAGUCGGAGGUCGUGACCCCUGCGCUGGGGUCGUCUGUGUCGCUGCGGUGCGAGGCCAAGGGGUCACCUGACCCAGAGGUCACAUGGUACAGAAACGGACUCCAGCUGACAGACGGACACGGACUCAAGAUACACACACACACACUGGAUAUACAGGAGAUACAGGUGUCUGAUGGGGGGGUGUACACUUGUAAGGUUUCUAACGUGGCUGGACAGGUGGACCGCACCUUCAGAGUCAACAUACACGUGCCCCCGGUGGUGGGAGGUCCACCUGAGGAGUCCGUCAGCCAGACGUUGGGGACACAUGCCACCUUGCUGUGCGAGGCCAGCGGAGUCCCCACCCCCACGGUCACGUGGCUCAAGGACGGCACACCCAUUGAGAGUAGUCUCCAGUGGCAGUGGUCAGUGCGCGGCAGCAGGCUAGAGCUUGGCCCCUUACAGCUCUCACAUGCCGGGACAUACACCUGCCUCGCCGAGAACACACUCGGACACGCUCAGAAGCAAUACACACUCACUGUACAAGUGUCCCCCAGCAUCCUGGACUCUGGCCGUCCGUCGGAGGUGAGUGUGUCAGUGGGGGGUGAGGUGACGUUGGAAUGUCGCGUUGUGGGGACGCCCCCCCCUCAGGUUACUUGGAUACGAGACGGACACACACUCCAGCAAGCGGAACACACACACAUCACCAUGUCUCCGGAUGGGAGCAGCCUGACGUUGAGUCCGGUGGCGUUAGAUGACGGAGGCACCUACACCUGUCUAGCAAGCAGCCCAGCCGGCCAAGAGAGCAAGAUACACACACUACUAGUCAUGGUGCCCCCGUCCAUCGCUGGUGAGAGUGACAGCUCGUCUCCUCGUGAGGUGGUUGCUACGCAGGACAGCACGGUGACCAUGGAAUGCCAGACCACAGGAAGUCCCGCCCCCCUGAUCAGCUGGCUGCGUAACGGACGGCCCCUCAGCCUAUCAGCACGCACCAGGCUGCUCAGCCAGGACACACUGCUCAGGAUAUCUCCAGUGCAGUUGUCUGAUUCAGGUGUGUACACCUGCGUUGCCCAGAGUAGAGCUGGUCGCGCCGAACUCAACUUUGACCUUCAGGUUCAAGUUCCUCCAGGAGUGGACCAUGUGGAGCCCACUGAGCAGGUCACCGUGGUAACGGGCUCCCAGGUGGCGUUGACGUGCGAGGCUCGUGGAGUCCCGCCCCCCGUGCUCACCUGGCUGAAGGACGGCCAGGAGCUCUCGCUGCAGCGCAACCUGCUAUUGGACGGCCAGGAGACCCGCCUCCUGCUGCCUCACGUCCUAUUGGAGGACGCCGGGCUCUACAGCUGCACGGCGGCCAAUCAGGCGGGCUCCAGCACCAAGACCUUCAACCUUACGGUGCUGGAGCCUCCUCGUAUCUCUGGCCCCUCUGGUCCUGAGGAGAUGCUGGUUGCCGUGGGCAGCGAGCUGCAGCUGGAGUGCGUUGCCGAGGGAACGCCCCCCCCAUCGCUCAGCUGGCUGAAGGACGGGCGCCCCCUGGGGGAGGAGUCAGACCUGGUGGAGAGGGCGGGGCAAAUACUACGCAUCAAUAAAGUCACGGUGGAGGAUGCUGGCUUGUACACCUGUCUGGCUACUAGUCCUGCUGGAGAGGACGGCAAGAACCACUGGGUACGAGUACAAGUUCCGCCCACCCUGCUGGGUUCCGAUGACGUCAGACUGGUUACCGUGCCGAUGAAAGGUCACCUGACCCUGGAGUGCCAGACGGAUGGAGACCCGCCCCCAACCAUCGAGUGGAUCAAAGAUGACCAAGCACUACAGCUGGGUGGUCGUAUCCAGAGCGUGGCCGGUGGCCAGAUCCUGGAGAUUGGGGACGUGAGAGCGGAGGACAGCGGCCAUUACAGCUGCAGAGUCACCAACAUGGCCGGCAGCACCAGCCUGUUCUUCAGUGUGGAGAUACUACUGCCCCCGGUGAUCCGAGAGGGCAGCUCAGUGGUCACCGCACAUGUCAAUCAAGACGCCGUCCUACCGUGCGAGGUGGAGGGCGGGACCAACCCCUCUGUGGUCUGGAGGCGGGACACUGGGCUGCUGGCGCUAGGCAACGGCAGGUACACUGUGCUGUCGGAGGGUUCCUUGAGGGUGGAGUCUGUUCAGGCGACGGAUGCCGGGCGAUAUUAUUGCUCCGCCUCCAACGCGGCUGGCUCAGACCACAAGCACACAGACCUCAGAGUCAGCGUGCCCCCCUCCAUCUCUCCUGGUCCCCUUAACGUGACGGUGACGUCUGGUCUCCGUGCGCUGCUCAGCUGUGAUGUCACCGGCUCUCCCGUUCCCACGGUAACCUGGAGGAGGAACGGAAACCCUAUCAACACCGAUCUCACCUCCAUACACUACAGGCUGCUGCCGUCUGGUUCUCUCGUCCUAUUGGCUGCCUCUGAGGAGGAUGACGGAUACUUUGAGUGUGUGGCUGAAAACCUGGCGGGAGAGGAGCGAAGACUCAUACAGGUCACACUACAAGUGCCCCCGACCAUUGAGGACGACGUAACCAUGGUGACUGCGGUGAAGAUGUCCCCUGUCACGUUGCCGUGUCACUCGGCCGGACGGCCUCAACCCCUCGUCACCUGGAGCAAGAACGGAGCGCAGCUGGGAAACAGAGGAGGACACUACAGAAUACUGCCCACAGGUGCUCUGGAGAUCACCGCCAGUCUGCCGAGUCACGCGGGGCGAUACACCUGUGCAGCACGCAACCCCUCAGGAGUGGCAUACAAACACACCACGCUCAGCGUACAGGAGCCUCCUGAGAUUCGACCAAUGGCUGAGGAGAUUGAGGUGGUGCUGCAUCAGGGCGUGGUGUUGCCGUGCGACACUCAGGGAUUCCCCCGACCCUCCAUCAUCUGGCAACGAGAGGGCGUUCCCCUGGCAACCACCGGUCAUCGUAUGGCGGUUCUGUCUAGUGGAGCUUUGAAGUUCUCUCGCGUAACCCUGGGAGACGCUGGAACCUACCAGUGUCUGGCCCAGAACUCAGCCGGAACCGCCGUGGGGAACACACGCCUGGUGCUGCAAGUUCCCCCGGUAUUGAGUGUGCCUGUCCUGGACUACAAUGCGGUGCUGGGGGGUUCUGUUAGUCUGGAGUGUGUAGCGGACGGCCAGCCCCGUCCCCAACUCAGCUGGACUAGAGACCAUCGCCCCCUAGUGGACGGAACACACACGCGCAUCUACGCCAACGGAACGCUGCACCUCACCGCCGUAACCCGCAGCAACGCCGGAACUUACACAUGCUCCGCCCACAACGCAGCCGGACGAGCCAGCCAGGACAUCAGACUGACCGUGCAGAUCCCGCCCAUGAUCCCGGUUGGCCAGUCGGAGCUGUCCGUCAUGCAGGGUUUCCAGGCGCUGUUGCCGUGCGCCGCCCAGGGCCUUCCGGAACCCCGGGUCAGCUGGGAGCGCCGCGGAAUUCUAGUGCCCAACCGGCCCGGAAAAUACACCACCCUGCGCUCAGGAGAACUCAUCAUCGAGAGAGCAGAGGCGGGUGACGCGGGUGUGUUUACAUGUGUGGCCACCAACGCUGCUGGCUCCGCCCGCCAUGACAUCACGCUGUCCGUCAACGUAAGGCCCGCCUUCAAAGAGCUCCCAUUGGACCUUACCCUCAACAAAGGACAGAAGCUCCUCCUACCGUGCCACGCCCAGGGAACGCCCACACCCACAGUCACGUGGAGUAUAAAUAAUACACCACUUACAGGCGUGACUGUAGAUGAGUCCGGUCGCAGUACUCUGGUCAUCGAGAACGUCACAGCAGCCGACGCCGGAACAUACAUGUGUGUGGCCGAGAACUCAGUCGGCAGCGUACGGGCACUGUCAUUCGUACGCAUCAGAGAGCCCCCUUCCUUGAGAGGCGAGGCCCACACCAGCCAAUCCGUGCCGGCGGGAGGUGUGGCCAUGCUGGACUGUGCUGUGAUUGGUGACCCUCUUCCAAACCUGCGCUGGUUCCGAGACGGACGGCCCCUUUUGGGCUCCACCCGCCUCCAGCCCCUACGCAACGGCUCAUUGGCUGUCUACAGCGCCACGGGUGGGGACUCUGGAGAGUAUCGGUGUGUAGCGGAGAGUGAAGCUGGAACAGCAGAGAGGACCAUCACACUCAGAGUACAGAUUCCUGGGGGCUACUCCAGUUGGCAGGCGUGGGGGCCGUGCAGCGUAACAUGUGGGCGGGGCAUGCAGGAGCGAAUCAGAUCGUGCGACAGCCCGGCUCCAGCCAAUGGCGGCCCUCCGUGUGAGGGAGCCAGUACGGAGACCAGAGGAUGCCAAGCCUCACUAUGCCCAGGUGAGUCUCCUCGGCGUGCGCGGGGUAGUCUUAUCGGCAUGGUGAACGAGCGGGAGUUUGGAGUGGCGUUCCUGGAGGCCAAUAUCACUGACCAUCCACAAGAUGGCGCCAGCACCAUACAGGCACACGUGGACAACGUACCACCUAGUGUUGGUCCUCUGUUGCGAGUGCUGGUGUGUGUGUUCACUCCUAUCUACUGGUCGUCAGUGCUGCAGUCGCAGGGCACGGUGAACGGAUACACACACACACACGGCCACUUCAGACAGGAGUCCCAGCUGGAGUUCCCAACAGGGGAGGUUCUGAAGUUGACCCAUGUGGCUCGUGGUCUGGACCCUGAUGGAGUUCUACUGGUGGACAUCGUCAUCAACGGAUACCUGCCCCCCGCACUGGCUAACACACACCUCAACAUACAGGAGUUUGAUGAGUCCUACGUGCAGACGGGGCCCGGCCAGCUCUACGCCUGGUCCUCCCAGAACCUGGGGCCCGGGGUCGGGGACGGGGGUCUGCAGGGGGGCCCCGAGUUUGAGUUUGGGGACCCCCUGUCGGUGCGCUGCAACCACUCGCUCGUGUUCGAGGGCCCCCAGGAGAGGCAGGGGCCCCUAUUGCAGCUACUGAAGCUCUCAGGAAUCAGUGGACUAUACAGCAGCCUGACACUCAGUCUGGAACUGGAGAUGACGGCUACACUACUGCUACCAGAUGGUGAGGGGGAGUCCUGUCCAAAUGGCUUCGUGCUUGACACAGCCUCAUACUGCACUGAUGAGGAUGAGUGUGAGGUGGGGUCUCCGUGUUCUCACUCCUGUAACAACAUCAUGGGAGGAUUCUCCUGCACCUGCCCCACCGGAUUCUCCAUCUCACCGCGAUCACACACCUGUCAAGAUAUUGAUGAGUGUGUGCAGGGUUCCCAUAUGUGCCACUAUAACCAGCUGUGUGUCAACACUGUGGGCACCUAUCGCUGCCAAGCCAAGUGCGGACACGGAUUCAAACCCAGCCUCACCGCCACAGGCUGCGAAGACGUAGAUGAGUGUCGGGAGUCGUCCGUGUCGCCAUGCCAACAUCAGUGUGUCAACACUCUGGGCUCCUACCGAUGCUCCUGUCACCCGGGAUACCAGAUGUCUGGACACCGCUGCCUAGACAUCAAUGAGUGUCUGCGGAGUGUGUGUCCGGCCAAUCAGCAGUGUCGGAACACGGAGGGCGGUUACGAGUGUGUGGACAGCUGCCCGUCAGGAUUCACACCCGCAGAGGACGGGACCUGCACAGACAUAGAUGAGUGCCAGGACGGGAGCCACUUGUGUCGCUACACGCAGGUCUGCCAGAACACUGUGGGGGGGUACGGGUGUGUGUGUCCGCGCGGCUACAGCUCGCAAGGAGUAGGACGACCAUGCAUAGACAUCGACGAGUGUCUUCAGAGUCCCAGUCCGUGUGCGUUCCAGUGUCGGAAUGUUCCAGGCAGCUUCCGGUGUCUGUGUCCGGCGGGAACCGUGUUGCUAGGAGACGGGAGAUCGUGCGCAGGGCUGGAGCGCGGACACACACUGCGGAACGGGACGCGGGUUCGCGUGCCCCUGCGUCCGCAGCUGGUGUCGACGUUGGGCAGGCCGUACCUGCAGCAGACUCACCUGAACACACACCUGAACCCCAACGGCCGGCCGCCCAGCUCACGAAGCCCCCGACACGGCUGCCCACCUGGAUACACCAGCCACCAGGGGGCAUGCAUGGACAUAGAUGAGUGUGCCCAGAGGAAGCCGUGUCAGCACGAGUGUGUGAACACACAGGGAAGCUACAGCUGCACAUGCCCACCAGGAUAUCAGCUCACGGCCAACGCACGCACCUGCAGAGAUAUUGAUGAGUGUUCGGAGCAGGGUAUCCAGUGUGGCCCCAGCCAGAUGUGUUUCAACACCAGAGGAGCAUACCAGUGUCUGGACACCCCCUGCCCUGCGCAAUACACACACACUGGAACACCGGGGACGUGCUACCGGCCGUGCUCUCGACUCGACUGUGCCCCCGGUGGCUCCCCGUUGCUACUGCAGUAUAAGCUGUUGCCCCUCCCCCUAGGCAUUCCAGCCAAUCACAACGUGGUUCGUCUCUCCGCCUUCUCGGAGGCGGGCGUUCUGCAGGAGCGCACUUCUUUCCGGUUGCUGGAGCAACAACAGUCUCCGCUGGCGACGGUCUCCAAUGGCAACCAGCCGUACCGGCGUUCCGCAGCGGGGCCCUUCGGUAUCCGUGACGAGAGGGGGCGGGGCAUCAUCUUCACAGUGCGGCCGCUAGACAGCGCGGGAUUGGUCAGACUCAGAGUGCAGGCCACCACUCUCAACCAGGACGGACGAAUCACGUACCAGAGCAUCUUCAUCAUUUACAUAUCGAUAUCCACCUACCCCUACUGAACACACACACACACACACACACACACACACACACACACACACACACACACACACACACACACACACACAAGGACCCCUGCUGAACAGACACACAGUACUUAUAAACACUGACUUAAAGAGACAAUGUCUGUAAAUACACACACACACACACACACACCAGAAUAACAGAAUAACACACACCCUGCCUUGGCCCUGAUGAAGUGUAGUAGCUAUUUUCAUAAUGUCUCAAUCUGAACCGGCACGUCACUUCUCUCCAAAUAACUGCAGAUCAUUCAUUCUCAGACUCACAAAUAAAGACUGCUUACACACUCGGAAACACAAAUAAAGACUGCUUACACACUCAUGACGUAUAGAAACACUUGGACACAUACGUGAAUUACAGACUGCUCUCAGAUACACAUGUGAAGUCUGCUCCCGUUACGA
This is a messenger RNA of Engraulis encrasicolus (European anchovy), 10707 nucleotides long. It is a transcript of the gene hmcn2, whose product is annotated as hemicentin 2. Gene Ontology annotation, cellular component: neuron projection. Lineage: Eukaryota; Metazoa; Chordata; Actinopteri; Clupeiformes; Engraulidae. The transcript is spliced from 70 exons. Bases 1 to 10284 code for a protein of 3427 amino acids. Gene Ontology annotation, molecular function: calcium ion binding. The record is from RefSeq and is a predicted model, not a curated record.